Messenger RNA from Exaiptasia diaphana, 2442 nucleotides. Its product is annotated as protein phosphatase inhibitor 2. The transcript has 5 exons. Gene Ontology annotation, biological process: regulation of signal transduction. NCBI's taxonomy places the organism in Eukaryota, Metazoa, Cnidaria, Anthozoa, Actiniaria, Aiptasiidae. Gene Ontology annotation, molecular function: protein phosphatase inhibitor activity. Bases 21 to 548 code for a protein of 175 amino acids. The record is from RefSeq and is a predicted model, not a curated record.
UCACACUGUCACAAACAAAGAUGGCGACCACAGAGAGCAAGAAAGAAAGUGAGGGCGAAGUCGAAAGAAGACGAGGAAUACUUAAAAACAGAACAGAUGACAAACACCAUUCAGGGGUACAAUGGGAUGAAAUGAACAUACUCAUGACGUACCACCCUGCCGACAAAGAUUACGGACAUAUGAAAAUUAACGAGCCACCAACACCAUACAACAAGAUGAAGGACCCCGAUGAGGAAGGUAACAUCGUGGACCCUAUUUCAGACGAUGAAGGAAACGAUUUAGAUCCAGAAAACCUUUCACAACGCGUUGCCGGUGCCCAUAGACGUAAAAGUUGGGAAGAUUUACCAGAUGAUGAUGAAGAUGAAGAGGAUUUAACAGAAGAAGAUAAAGAAAAAAGACAAGAAUUCAAAAAGCAUAGAAAGCAGCAUUACAAUGAAUUUUCCAAAGUAAAACUUGCACGAAAACUUAUAGAAGAGGAAUUAAAGGCAUUAGAAGACGAUGAUGAUGAUGGUGYGGGUACUUCAGCACAAAAACCAAUGGAGCAAUAGCUUUAGUUCUAAAGUAUGUUUAGCAAUCCUAGCCAAGAUUUCAGAGAAGUAUCAACUACAUAUUAUAAUUAUUAGAUGCUACAUGUAUUAAACUGCCGACCUCUCUACAUAGGGUAGGGUUCCCUWCAUGUAGCUGGUAGGGCUAACUSUUUUAUGAAAUGRAAACRAAAGAGAUAGCYCUAMUGCAGGGUUUGUACRGGUCCUGGAAAACUUGCAAAGUCAUGGACUUUUGUAUUAUUAUCUUAUAGUUUUCCAGUUCUGGGAUCAAAGUCAGGAAAUGUUGAUGAUGGUUAUGGAAAGUCAUAACAAAAUAUUGUUUGUUAUCUUAAAUUAGGGCUACUAUUUCUAACAAAUUUAAAACAAGUGGAUUAUAUUUAUUAACUAAGUAUCUAGAGGGUCUCAAUGGGGGGGUCUGCAUCACGACUCAUGGCUAAAAAUUUGGCUUUUUCACGACUCACGGCUAAUUUUUUUCACAUUUCCACGACUCACGGCUAAUUUUUCAGCCGUUUCACGGCUAAUUUUUCUCAUUUUUACGAUUCACGGCUAAUUUUUCAGCCGUUUCACGGCUAAUUUUUCUCAUUUUUACGAUUCACUGCUAAUUUUUUAGCCGUUUCACGGCUCACGGUUAACCCCAUUGAGACCCUCUAUCUAGUGCUGAUAAAUCAAAUGCUGACAAAUUUCAAUAAGUUGAAGGUCAUGACAUGAAGUGCAUGUAUUUGUGAAGUGUGCUUUCUAUUUUGGUCAUUGAAUUAGUCAUGAAAAAAGUCGUGGAAUUUUAGACCUUCCAAAGUGUACGAACCCUGUGCUACUAAGGAACUUCCUACAUGAUGUUCUAAAGAGUGUACAUGUACUAAGUUGAAAAGUGCAAAGCUAGGCAAAAUGUCCUGAGCCURGAAAGCUUGGCAACUAAAAGUAGAGUUUUUUUAUUCUUUUGAGGCUCAAAACUUCAGAUCAUGAAGAGCCUCCUCUAAYAUUUCAAAACAAUGCUUGGAUUUGACUGUUCUAUACCUCAUCUGUCAUAAAAAUGGCUGCUGUUUUGUCUAGCAAUAUUCUGUUACCAUUUGAAAAUCUAUACUAAGACAAUUAAACUAUUCUAACUUUAAAAAACUUACUAACAUGGACAGUGAUCAUAAGGUAGUGAUUUUUUGAAAAUUAAAUAUUAUAACCUCUCCAAGACUUUGCUGCCUUUAUCAGGAAUUUUUAUGUAGCCCAUAGUUUCAAUAGACUUCUUCUUUUACGUCACUACUUGAUUUUCRAUGCAUUGUGGGAUCAGUUUCUAGAGAAAACAAAAGAAAUAUGCCAUGUUCUGUCCCAAACAUCUACAAUGUCAUCUACAAUGCAUUAUACAGUACAUGAUGUAAAAGCUUCAGAGUCUAUUUUUACUGAGGAUGAGCUCUAUGUUUUUUCACCAUUCAGAUUUGUUUGUGUUUCUAAGUGUGGACUGCAUAAAACUUUAUAGAAAGUGCAAUGUACCACUAAAAGGACAAAGGUUAAUUGCAAGGUACGACUGUUGUAUGCAACUUGUAGUAUAUGAUUUUCCUACUACAAGUCGUAGGUUGCAUACAACUGUUGUAGACAAGUCAUAGGGACAUUUACAUGGAWMAAUUUGGAGCUCAUUUGAGGCAUAUACUACAAGUCACAAACGACAAUCGUACCRUGUAAACUUGCCUUAAAGAGAAAAGAUACGCCUCAGACCUGAACCAAUGUGUUGUAUUGACAAGGACUUGUCUCUAYUGUCGACGUUAGAAUUCAUUCAAUCCUGUUUCUGUCAUAUAGCGAAUAGUAUUAAGGAUUUUAUGGUUUAGAUUGUAAAGCAGUGCAAAAGAUAAAAAUAGAUUUAUAUUAUAAUAUUGAAUUGAAUGUUAAUAAAAGUAUUGAGAAAUAGUUUAAUGUU